Molecule: messenger RNA, 1725 nt
Organism: Lachnellula hyalina
Lineage: Eukaryota; Fungi; Ascomycota; Leotiomycetes; Helotiales; Lachnaceae
Product: Ribose 1,5-bisphosphate isomerase
Exons: 2
Coding region: 1-1725 (574 amino acids)
Molecular function (GO): S-methyl-5-thioribose-1-phosphate isomerase activity
Source: RefSeq, a predicted model, not a curated record
AUGUUACCAAGACUGUUCGAUCAUGUGAUCUUCCAGUUGUUCGCUAUCAGAUGUUCAUUUGUGGAUGACGUCCAAACAUCUGAUCAUCAAAUCAUUCCUUAUGCGUCGCCUGCGUUCUCUAAAACUACUGGUAUCUCGCAUCAAUGUGAGCCACGCGCGAAGAUUCCAUCUCAGUAUGGUAUCUCAUUUACGGCAACGAGCAGUUGUAUCUUCGUUCAUUUGCACCCCUCCAGAAUCCCCAUCGGGAUUCACAUUCGCUCUCUUCAAGCGCAGCCAACAAGUUUCUACAUAUCCUCGAGAAGUACUGACAAGUCACCUGACACCAGUGGCAAAUGGGCCGUCUGCUCAGGCUCAAUUGACCCCACGGACCCCAGUCCAGAAGAUGCAGCAAAACGAGAAAUCCUAGAAGAGACCACUUUGUCAGAUGCCGACAUCUUCCUUCUUAGGAAAGGGAAACCAUUCAACCUGGUCGACGAAGCGCUCAAGACAGAAUGGACCAUCCACCCCUUUGCUUGGCAGUUGAAAGAUGGUGCCAAACCCAUCAAGUUCGACUGGGAGCACACGGAAUACCAUUUCAUCAAGCCAGAAGAGUUAGACUCUAUGGACCAUGUUCCGCAGUUGGAGAUAGGGCUGUCAAGAAUUUUGGUCAGCCCGGAGACUGAGAAGGAUCUGGCCGUCUUGCACUAUGAUCAUGAGAGUGGAGCUAAAGCUCUCGCAUUAAAAGCACUCGAGCUCCUAUUGAAGGCUGUGCAAAGCGGGGAUCUUGCCAGCCCAAGUACAUGCGAAGAAUUCUGGAAAGAGCUGAGAUGGCGAGCUUGGCACCUGGCGAAGAAUGGGCGGCCGGGUAUGGGUGCUGCUAUCGAGGCGGUUUUGUUCAGGACUCUGGAAAAUAUUAGACAAAUGUAUCUUACCUCGCCUGAUGCUGUUUAUGGCGUCCUAUUGCCACUUUUUAGAAGUGGUACGGAGGCGGCCAUCAAGGCUACCAUUGAGGCAAAGAAACAGACUCUCGAAGGUCUCGCUGUUCAGUUCGCCGAACUCGUGGAGAGCCGACAUGACAAUGAAGCGGUUACUAAAAUAGUAACCUUAUCUUCAUCUGGGACCAUCACUCAAAGUCUAGCUACCAUGGUCGAGAGGCUAGCCUUGCAGAAUCUAUCUGUCAAGCUCUCUGUCCUCGAAUCACGUCCCAAGUUCGAGGGUGUCGCCUUUGUCAACACUUUUUUGAAGACAUUUGAGGAGCAAACAGGAGCAAACACCAACCUCGAGGUCGAGAUAGUUUCAGACGCGAGCGUUUCCACUGUUGUCGCUGACGCGGAUUACCUCAUCUUCGGCGGAGACAAGGUCAUUCCAAACGGGGAUGUGAGCAAUAAAAUUGGAAGUCUUUCCGCCGCGAUAGUAGCCAAAACCUUGAAUCCGAAGUGCAGUGUUGUCGCCUUGUUCGAGACCGACAAGAUCACGGGGUCUGGUUUUGACGCUGGACAUUUGAAGGUCGAGUACAAUGAUGAAGCCGAGGUGAUGGAUGCAUGGCCUACCUCAGCCAUCGUUGCACUCGAGAAGAACCAGAAGCUGGGAUACCACGUGAAGGUGAAGAAUGCAUACUUUGAAUGGGUGCCCGCGAAAUACAUCGACCACUAUAUUUCCGAGCAGGGUCUUCUAAGUAGGGAGAAUAUCGAGCAGUUGGGCACUGAAAGUGAAGAGCUUGAGAGAAGAAUCUUUGGAGAUUUGUGA